CGUUGACGCCUGAUUGUUGGAGACCGCAGUGUGGGGUAGGGAAGGCCAGCACUGGCCUUUCUGCUCACCUGCCACUGUCUUCCCCCGCCCCCAAGGCUCACAGCCCCGCAGAGGACCUGGGCAGGGAGCGCCAUGCUUCUCUCUGCCCUCCUCUUUGGGAUGGCCUGGGCACUGGCUAACGGCCGGUGGUGUGAACAUACAGAAACCUUCCUGGUGGAGGAGGAAGUGACCCCCCGCCAGGAGGACCGGGUGCCUUGCACCAGCCUCUACCAUUACCAGCGCUUGGGCUGGCAGCUGGACCUGUCCUGGAGUGGACGUGCUGGGCUCUGUCCCAUCUACAAACCCCCAGAAACCCGGCUCGCUGCAAGGAACCGGACAGUGAGGGCUUGCUGCCCAGGCUGGGGGGGCACCCACUGCACCCUGGCCCUUGCAGAAGCCACCCCUGGGGGCCACUGCUUUGCCACGCGGCAAUGCCAGCUGCAGGCAGGCUCGGCUAAUGCUUCUGCGGGAAGCCUGGAGGAGUGCUGUGCUUGGCCUUGGGGACACAGCUGGCGGGAUGGCAGCUCCCAGGCCUGCCUCAGCUGCUCUAGCCGACACCUCCCAGGCAGCGCUCCCUCUCCAGCCGUCCUGCAGCCCCUGGCGGGGGCCGUGGCCCAGUUCUGGAGCCAGCGCCAGCAGCCCUCGGCCACCUGCGCCACCUGGUCAGGCUUCCACUACCGCACCUUUGAUGGACGCCACUACCACUUCCUGGGCCGCUGCACUUACCUGCUGGCGGGCGCCCCGGAUGCCACCUGGGCGGUCCACCUCACGCCCAGGGGGCAUUGCCCCCAGUCUGGGCACUGUCAGCUGGCCCGAGUAAUGAUGGGACCUGAGGAGGUGCUGAUCCAGGGCAGAAACGUCUCUGUGAACGGGAAGCUGGUACCUGACGGGGAGUCUCAGCUGCUCCACGGGCUGAGCCUGCAGUGGCAGGGGGACUGGCUGGUGUUGUCUGGGGGUCUGGGGGUCACCAUACGCCUGGACAGGUCCAGUUCCAUCUCUGUUUCUGUGGACUCUGAGCUCCAGGGACAAACUCAAGGUCUCUGUGGAGUCUACAAUGGCCAGCCCGAGGAUGACUUCCUGGAGCCCAGAGGGAGACUGGCUGUGUUAGCUGCCACCUUUGGGAAUUCCUGGAGGCUCCCUGACUCUGAGCCUGGGUGUCUGGAUUCAGCAGAGGCGGCCCAGGGCUGUGAGGGCCCCCUGAGCAGCUCAGAGGCAGGCAUGCAGGCUGAUGCCCAUGAUGUAUGCUACCAGCUGCUGGACAGUCCCUUCAGGGAAUGCCAUGCCCAGGUCCCCCCUGCUGAGUACCACCAGGCCUGCCUCUUUGCCUACUGUUCUGGGGCCCCAGCAGGCAGUGGGCAAGAGGCCCGUCGGGAAGCCGUGUGCAGCACCUUGGCCAACUAUGCCCAGGAGUGUGCCAAGCAGCACAUCCACGUGGGCUGGAGGAAGCCAGGCUUCUGCGAGCGUCUGUGCCCGGGGGGCCAGCUCUACUCAGACUGCGUCUCGGCCUGCCCACCCAGCUGCUCAGCAGUGGGGGACGGAGGAGAGGGGUCCUGCCGGGAAGCGUGCGUGAGCGGCUGCGAGUGCCCGCCCGGCCUCUUCUGGGACGGCGCCUUCUGUGUGCCUGCUGCCCGCUGCCCCUGCUACCACCGGCGCCGGCGCUACGCUCCCGGGGACACCGUGCGCCAGCUGUGCAACCCGUGCGUGUGCCAGGACGGCCGCUGGCUCUGCGCGCAGGCGCCGUGCCCAGCCGAGUGCGCGGUGGGCGGGGACGGGCAUUACCUCACCUUCGAUGGGCGGAGCUUCUCCUUCCGCGGCAGCCCGGGUUGCCGCUCCAGCCUGGUGCAGGACCUGAAGGGGCAGCCGCUGAUUGUGCUGGAGCACGGGGCUUGUGACACUGGGAGCUGCCUCCACGCCAUCUCUGUGUCCCUGGGAGACACGCACAUCCAGCUCAGAGACUCAGGAGCUGUACUCAUCGAUGGGCAGGACGUGGGCUUGCCAUGGAGCGGGCCCAAGGGCCUCAGUGUUUCCCGCGCCUCCUCCACCUUCCUACUGCUGCGCUGGCCUGGGGCCCAGGUCCUGUGGGGAGUGUCUGACCCUGCAGCCUACAUCACUCUGGACCCCCGCCAUGCCCGCCAGGUGCAGGGUCUGUGUGGCACCUUCACCUGGAACCAGCAGGAUGACUUCCUGACACCUGCCGGCGAUGUGGAGACCAGCACCGCAGCCUUUGCUAGCAAGUUCCAGGUGGCAGGCGAGGGAAGGUGCCCCUCAGAAGACAGCGCCCUACUUUCCCCCUGCAGCACCCACACUCAGCGCCACGUUUUUGCAGAGGCAGCUUGUGCCGUCUUGCAUGGCCCAACCUUCCAGGAAUGCCAAGGGCUGGUCGACAGGGAGCCGUUCCACCUGCGCUGCUUGGCGGCCGUGUGUGGCUGUGCUCCUGGCAAGGACUGCCUGUGCCCUGUGCUUGCUGCCUUUGCUCGUCGCUGUGCCCGGGAGGGUGCCCUGUCUCUCUGGAGGUCCCAGACACUGUGCUCUGUCCCGUGUCCCAGCGGCCAGGAGUACCAGGAGUGUGCCCCAGCGUGUGGUCAAAACUGUGGGGAGCCAGAAGACUGUGAGGAGCUGGGGAGCUGUGUGUCUGGUUGUAACUGCCCCUCAGGACUGCUACGGGACCCCGAGGGCGAGUGUGUGCCCCCCAGCUUGUGCUCCUGCCAGCUUGGAACUCAGCGCUAUGCACCUGGCAGUGUCACCAUGAAGGACUGUAACCACUGUGUCUGCCAGGAGAGGGGCCUCUGGAAUUGCUCUGCUCAGCGUUGUGGCCCCCAGCGGACAUUCUGCCCCGGUGACCUUGUCUAUGUCCCUGGUGCCUGCCUUCUCACCUGUGACAGCCCUGGAACCAACCACUCCUGUCCCCCAGACAGCCUGGGAAGCUGUGUCUGUCCCCCGGGCACUGUGCUGCUGCACGAGCGCUGCGUGCCUCCUGAGCUCUGCCCCUGCCGUCACGGUGGGCAGUGGUAUCCGCCCAACGCUACCAUCCAGGAGGACUGCAACGUUUGCGUGUGUCAGGCUCGGCAGUGGCACUGCACAGGCCACCAGUGUGGUGGGUGGUGCCAGGCAUCGGGCGCCCCCCACUACGUGACCUUUGAUGGGCUGGCUUUCACCUUCCCCGGAGCCUGUGAAUAUCUGCUGGUGCGAGAAGCCGGCGGCCGCUUCACCAUCUCCGCCCAGAACCUGCCCUGUGGGGCCAGCGGGCUUACCUGCACCAAGGCGCUGACCGUGCAGCUACAGAGCACCAUCGUGCACAUGCUCAGAGGCCGGGCAGUGACAGUGAAUGGGGUGAGCAUAACGCCCCCCAAAGUCUACACGGGCCCUGGGCUGAGCUUGCGUCGUGCUGGUCUCUUCCUGCUGCUCACGACCCGCCUGGGCCUCAGCCUGCUGUGGGAUGGAGGCACCCGGGUCCUGGUGCAUCUGUCCCCACAGUUCCACGGCCGCGUGUCUGGGCUGUGUGGAGAUUUUGAUGGAGAUGCCAGUAACGACCUGCGGAGCCGCCAGGGCGUCCUGGAACCCACUGCUGAGCUGGCUGCCCACUCCUGGCACCUGAGUCCACUCUGCCCUGAGCCAGGAGACCUGCCACACCCCUGCACCGUGAACGCCCACCGGGCCGGCUGGGCCCGUGCCCGCUGCGCAGUGAUGCUGCAGCCGCUCUUUGCCCGCUGCCAUUCGGAGGUGCCCCCGCAGCAGCACUAUGAGUGGUGUGUGUAUGAUGCCUGCGGCUGCGAUUCGGGGGGCGACUGUGAGUGUCUCUGCUCGGCCAUUGCCACCUACGCAGACGAGUGUGCCCGGCACGGGCUCCCUGUGCGCUGGCGCAGCCAGGAGCUCUGCCCUCUGCAGUGUGAGGGAGGCCAGGUGUAUGAGGCCUGUGGCUCCAUGUGUCCGCCCACCUGCCAUGACCAUGGUCCCGAGCCCGGCUGGCAUUGCCAGGCCAUCGCCUGUGUGGAGGGCUGCUUCUGCCCCGAGGGGACCCUGCUGCAUGGAGGGGUCUGCUUAGAGCCAGCUUCCUGCCCCUGUGAGUCCGGGGGCAGCUUCUUCCUACCGGGGACUGUGCUGCAGAAGGACUGUGGGAACUGCACAUGCAAGGAAAGGCAGUGGCUUUGUGGGAGCGACAGUUCCGUCUGUGAGGAGCCAGAGCCUGGUUGUAUGGAGGGAGAGGCCCCAUGCCGCGAGAGUGGGCACUGUGUGCCCCACAGGUGGCUUUGUGACAACCAGGAUGACUGUGGCGAUGGCUCAGACGAAGAGGGCUGUGCCACGCCAGGCUGUGGGGAGGGCCAGAUGUCUUGCAGCUCCGGCCACUGCCUGCCCCUGGCCCUGCGCUGUGACGGGCAGGACGACUGUGGAGACGGGACGGAUGAGCAGAGCUGCCCUUGCCCCCGUGGCUCACUGGCUUGCACUGAUGGGCGCUGCCUGCCCCUGGCCCUGCUCUGUGACGGGCAUCCCGACUGUCCAGAUGCUGCUGAUGAGGAGGCCUGUCUGGGACAGCUGAACUGCACUCCUGGGGAGCUGUCCUGCGUUGAUGGCACAUGCGUGGGGGCCAUCCUGCUGUGUGACGGAAUCUGGGACUGCCCAGAUGGAGCGGACGAGGGACCUGGGCACUGCUCCUUGCCUUCGCUGCCCACGCCCCCAGCUGGCACUCUGCCUGGCCCUUCCACUGGCUUUGGGAUGAUUGCUCCAACUCCCCCCACCAGCGCCAGCCCUGCGCCACCCUGCGGCCCCCUCGAAUUCCGGUGCGGCAGCGGCGAGUGUGCGCCCCGGGGCUGGCGCUGCGACCGCGAGGAGGACUGCGCGGAUGGCAGCGACGAGCACGGCUGCGGCUGGCCCUGCGCCCUGCACCACGCGCCCUGCGCCCGCGGCCCGCACUGCGUGUCCCCCGCACAGCUGUGCGACGGCGUGCCGCACUGCCCCGACGGCUCGGACGAGGGCCGCGACGCCUGCGAGGGGAUGACAGCCCCAGGAGGCCCCAAUGGGACCAGGGCUCCCUGCCCGGAGUACUCCUGCCCUGAUGGCCUCUGCAUCAGUUUCCAGCUGGUGUGUGACGGGCAGCCUGACUGUGAAUCGGUGGGGGAGCUAGGACCUUCCCCAGAAGAGCAGGGCUGUGGGGCCUGGGGUCCCUGGAACUCAUGGGGGCCGUGCAGCCGGACAUGUGGGCCCGGGGUGCAGGGCCGGAGCCGCCGCUGCUCCCCCCCUGGUCUCCGGGUGCUGCAGCACUGCCCAGGCCCGGAGCACCAGACUCAGGCCUGCUUCAUGGCUGCCUGCCCAGUGGAUGGCGAAUGGACCCCCUGGUCUCCUUGGUCCCUGUGUACUGAGCCGUGCAUGGGCACUGUGACCCGUCAGCGACAGUGCCACCCCCCCCAGAAUGGGGGCCGGACCUGUGCCAUGCUGCCUGGGGACCCUCCCACCACCCGCCAGAGCAGGCCGUGCCCUCAGGCCGGCUGUCCCAAUGCCACCUGCUCCGGGCAGCUGGUGUUCUGGCCCUGUGCCCCCUGCCCUCUGACUUGUGAUGAAAUCUCUGGUCAGGCUGAGUGUGCGGCUACCCGGCCCUGCAGCGGCCCUGGCUGCUGGUGCCCUGCCGGCCAGGUGCUGGACAGUGAGGGCCGGUGUGUGGGGCCCCAGCAGUGCCCCUGCCUGCUGGACGACACCUGGUACCGGCCGGGGCAGCGCAUCAGGGCCGACUGCCAGCUCUGCACCUGCCAAGACGGACGGCCCCAGCGCUGCCGGCCCGACCCAGCCUGCUCCGUGAACUGUGGCUGGUCCUCCUGGUCCCCCUGGGCUGAAUGCUUGGGCCCCUGUGGGACCCAGAACAUUCAGUGGUCCUUCCGGAGCCCCAACAAUCCCCGCCUCUCCGGCCAAGGUCGCCAGUGCCGGGGCAUCCACCGCAAGGCCCGCAGGUGCUGGACGGAGCCCUGCACGGGCUGUGAGCAGCAGGGCCGGGCCCACACAGUGGGGGAGCGCUGGCGAGAGGGCCCCUGCAGAGUGUGCCAGUGUCUGCACAACGGCACCGUGCGCUGCUCCCCCUACUGCCCACUGGGCAGCUGCCCCCAGGACUGGAUCCUGAUGGAGGGAGUGGGAGGCUCCUGUUGCCACUGCGCCCCACCUGGUGAGAACCAGACGGUCCACCUCCUGGCCACUCCUGCCCCCUCUCCAGCCCUCAGUGCCCAGAUCGGAGCCCCUCUGGUCACCUACGUUCUGCCUCCGCCUGGAGACCCCUGCUAUUCUUCGCUGGGCCUGGCCCGACUCCCUGAGGGAAGCCUGAAGCUGGAGCCCCCCACCCAGGCUGCCCUCCUGGGGGCUCCCACCGAGGGGCCUGGCUCUCAGGGUCGGAGCACUCGGAGGCGCACCCGCCCCCCCUUCCUGCAGCUCAACCUGCUGCAGCCUAGGAACCUCACUGGCAUCAUGGUGCAGGGGGCUGGGCCCUCCGCCUCCCUCCAGUUUAGCAGCGAUGGUCUACACUGGCACAACUAUACUGACCUCCUGUCCCCAGCCAAGCUUUUUGCUAGGAACUCGGACGAUGGGGCCCCCACAGUGUGGACUUUCGGCCGGAUGGUGCAGGCACAGCACGUCCGGGUGUGGCCCCACAUCAGCCAUCGUGACGCCAACUACAGCAUCUCCCCAGGGGUGGAGCUGCUGGGCUGUGCACCAGUGUCCCCGCUGGAGGCGCCCCCAUGCCCAGGAGGUGGGCGCCGCUGUGCGGGUGCUGAGUGUGUCCCGCGGGGGGAGCCGUGCAACGGGGUGAAGGACUGUGAGGACGGCUCCGAUGAGGAGGGCUGCACGCCCCCGCCCACCGCCACUGGCAGAGUCUGGUCCGCAGCCACGAUCCCAGCCCCGACAGCUUCCACCCAGCCUGGACCGCUGCCCCCCCAGCCCACGGAGGCUCUGGGAGAGGCUGAGCGCUGGCAUCCCUUGCGAGGGUCACCCAUACCCGCCACAGGGAAAGGACCAGUGACUUGGGCCCCAGCUUCCGAGCCUCCUUACUUGAGUCCUGGGGAGCCUGUGCAGACGGUGACCACCACCCCCACAUCCCAGGUGACCCCAGGGGGAGGAUGCGGUGGGCAGGUGUCCCGUCAGCCGGCUGCGGUGGUACCCACAGGCCAGAGCAUCGCCCCAGAGCCCUUCCCACCUGCGCGGUGCAGCCCAGGCCAGGUGCCCUGUGAGGUGCUGGGCUGCGUGGAGCAGGGACAGCUGUGUGAUGGCAGGGAGGACUGUCUGGACGGCUCUGACGAGAGCCACUGUGCCUCGUGGGCAGCGAGCCCUGUGCCCUUCACGGUGCCCACCAAGGCCCUGGCCGGACUGCUGGCCUCGCGAGCCCCCUGCUCCCCGAGCCAGCUGAGCUGCGGUAGUGGGGAGUGCCUGCCGGCUGAGCGGCGCUGUGACCUGCGGCCAGACUGCCAGGACAGUUCAGACGAGGACGGCUGUGUGGACUGUGGGCUGGCGCCCUGGUCUGGCUGGAGCGGCUGCAGCCGCACCUGCGGGCCGGGCCUCGCCUUCCAGCACCGGGACCUGCUGUGGCCUCCCCUGCCUGGGGGCAGCUGCCCGUCCGACAGGCUCCGCAGCCAGCCCUGCUUCGUGCAGGCCUGCCCAGUGGCUGGGGCAUGGGCUGCCUGGGGGGCCUGGGGGCCCUGCAGCGUCUCCUGUGGGGGUGGCCAUCGGAGUCGCCAGAGGAGUUGUGUGGACCCCCCGCCCAAGAAUGGUGGUGCCCCCUGCCCCGGGGCCUCUCACGAGGGGGCACCCUGCGCCCUGCAGCCCUGCCCAGGGGAUGCGGGCUGCGGGCCAGGCCAAGUGCAUGUUAGUGCUGAGCUCUGCCGGAAGGGGCUGGUGCCACCGUGUCCGCCCUCCUGCUGGGACCCUGAGGCCAACAGAAGUUGCAGUGGGCCCUGUCUAGAGGGAUGCCGCUGCCCCCCUGGGCUGCUCCUCCAUGAUGCUCGCUGCCUGCCGCUCUCUGAGUGCCCUUGCCUCGUGGGUGAAGAGCUGAAGAAGCCGGGGGCGCCCUUUGUCCUGGACAACUGCAGCCACUGCUUGUGUGAGAACGGGGCCCUGCUGUGUGAACCCCGGGGCUGCCCUGUGCCCUGCGGCUGGUCAGCCUGGUCCUCCUGGGGUCCCUGUGACCGCUCCUGUGGCUCUGGAGUGAGGGCCAGGUUCAGAUCCCCUUCCAACCCUCCGGCUGCUUCCGGGGGUGCCCCGUGUGACGGCGACAGACAGGAGCUCCAGGCCUGCCACAUGGAGUGCAGGAUAGAGCUGCUGGGCUGGACCUCCUGGGCACCCUGGUCCUCCUGCUCCCAGAGCUGCCUCGCCGUGGGAGGAGGCCCUGGUUGGCGCAGUCGUUCCCGGCUCUGCCCCAGCUCCGUGAACGCGUCCUGCCCAGGAGAGGCCACCCAGGAGGAGGCCUGCAGCCCCCCUGUGUGCCCAGUGCUAAGCGCCUGGGGUCUGUGGGCUCCGUGGUCCAUCUGCUCGGCCCCCUGUGACGGAGGCGUCCAGAUACGUGGGCGCAGCUGCUCUGGUUCCACUCCUGGUGACCCCGACUGCCAGGGACCUCACAGCCAGACCAGGGAUUGCAACACGCAGCCCUGCGCAGCUCAGUGCCCGGGAGACAUGGUGUUCCGCUCCGCAGAGCAGUGCCAGCGGGACGGGGGCCCCUGCCCUCAGCUGUGCCUGGCUCAGGACGCUGGGGUCGAGUGCACCAGCUUCUGCACCCCUGGCUGCACCUGCCCGCCUGGCCUCUUCCUGCACAAUGCCAGCUGCUUGCCCCGCAGUCAGUGCCCCUGCCAGCUGCGUGGGCAGCUCUACGCCCCGGGAGCACAGGCUCAGCUGGAUUCCUGCAACAACUGCACCUGCGUCUCUGGUGAGAUGGCGUGCACCUCGGAGCCCUGCCCAGUGGCCUGUGGCUGGAGCCCCUGGACCCCGUGGAGUGUCUGCAGCCGCAGCUGCGACGUGGGCCUUCGGCGGCGCUUCCGGGCGGGCACUGCGCCCCCCGCUGCCUUCGGGGGUGCUGCGUGCCAGGGCCCCAACAUGGAGGCCGAAUUCUGCAGCCUGCGGCCAUGUCGGGGUCCCAGUGGGGAGUGGGGCCCCUGGUCCCCGUGCUCUGUGCCCUGCGGCGGCGGCUACCGGAACCGCACCCGGGGCGGUGGCCUGAAUGGCCGUGUGGACUUCUCUGCCUGCGGGCUGCAGCCCUGCACCGGGCCCGUGCCUGGUGUGUGUCCCAGGGGCAAGCGGUGGCUAGACUGCGCCCAGGGCCCUGCCUCCUGUGCAGAGCUCAGUGCCCCUCAAGGGACAGACCAGACCUGCCUUCCCGGCUGCUACUGCCCAUCUGGGACUCUCCUGCUGAACAACGUGUGCGUGCCCUCCCAGGACUGCCCCUGUGCCCAUGGGGGGCGCCUUUAUCCCCCGGGCAGUGUGGUGCUUCGUCUCUGCGAGAACUGCUCCUGUGUUUCUGGGCUUAUCACCCACUGCACCUCCUGGCCCUGUGAGGAGGGUCAGCCCACGUGGUCACCCUGGACCCCAUGGAGCGAGUGCUCAGCCUCCUGUGGCCCUGCCCGACGCCACCGGCACCGCUUCUGCUCCGGGCCUCCCACCAUGGACCCGUCUGUCCUGGCGCUGCCAUCCCCACCAACCUGGCCUACCCCUCUUUGCCCAGGCCCCGAUGCUGAGGAGGAACCCUGCCUCCUGCCAGGGUGUGACCGAGCUGGGGGCUGGGGGCCUUGGGGGCCCUGGUCCAGCUGUAGCCGGAGCUGUGGGGGAGGCCUGCGGAGCCGGAUGCGAGCCUGUGAUCAGCCUCCACCCCAGGGCCUGGGGGAUUACUGUGAGGGGCCUCGGGCCCAAGGAGAGGCCUGCCAGGCUCUGCCGUGCCCAGUGACCAACUGCACUGCCAUUCAGGGGGCGGAGUACAGCCCUUGUGGCCCUGCCUGUCCUCGCUCCUGUGAUGACCUCGUGCACUGCGUGUGGCACUGCCAGCCCGGCUGCUACUGCCCUCCAGGCCAGGUGCUGAGUGCCGAUGGGGCCCUCUGCGUGCCGCCCAGCCACUGCGGCUGCCUGGACCUGCUGAGCGGGGAGCGGCACCGGCCGGGGGUUCGGCUGCCCGGGCCCGACAGCUGCAACUACUGCACCUGCUCAGAGGGGAGGCUGAACUGCACAGACCUGCCUUGCCCAGUGCCGGGUGGCUGGUGUUCCUGGUCGGAGUGGACGGCGUGCUCCCAGCCCUGCAGGGGUCAGACGAGGACCCGCUCCAGGACUUGCACCUGCCCCGCUCCUCGGCACGGGGGCACCCCAUGCCCUGGUGAAGCAGGGGGGGCAGGGGCCCAGCAUCAGAAGGAGACUUGCCCCAGCUCCCCUGACUGCCCAGCGGAUGGAGUCUGGAGCCAAUGGGGACCGUGGUCUCCCUGUGACCCGUGCGUGGGGCAGUCCCAGCGAAGUCGGGAGUGUAUCUGGCCCCCCACCCCUGAGGGAGGCAGGCCCUGCCCUGGGGGCUACAGGCAGAGUCGCCCCUGCCAGGACAAUUCCACACAAUGCCCAGACUGUGGGGGUGGCCAGGGUCUUCUCCCAUGCGGGCGGCCCUGUCCCCGCUCCUGCCAGGACCUGUCUCCUGGGAGCAUGUGCCAGCCAGGUCUGACGGGCUGCCAGCCCAGCUGUGGGUGCCCCCCCGGCCAGCUGUCGCAGGAUGGGCUUUGUGUGCCUCCCGCCCGCUGCCGCUGCCAUUACCAGCCUGGAGCCAUGGGGAUUCCUGAGAACCAGAGCCGGUCAGCAGGGCCUGGGCUCAGCUCCUGGGAGAGGCUGGAACCCGGAGAGGUGGUGACUGGGCCCUGUGACAACUGCACCUGUAUGGAGGGCACCCUGCAGUGCCGGGAGGUGCCUGGCUGCCCUGGUCCUGGGAUGUGGGGUUCCUGGGGUCCCUGGGAAGACUGUAGUGUCUCCUGUGGAGGAGGGGAGCAACUCCGCUCCCGGAGAUGUGCCCGGCCCCCCUGCCCCGGGCCUGCCCGCCAGAGCCGCACCUGCCACACCCAGGUCUGCCGAGAGGCAGGCUGCCCGGCCGGACGUCUGUACCGGGAGUGCCCGCCCGGCGAGGGGUGCCCCUUCUCCUGUGCCCACGUCACUCAGCAGGUUGGCUGCUUCUCAGCUGGCUGCGAGGAGGGCUGCCACUGCCCCAUAGGCACCUUCCAGCACCACUUGUCCUGUGUCCAGGAGUGCCCCUGUGUGCUCACCGCUGCGCUGCUACAGGAGCUGGGAAUGGCCGGCGCUGACCCUGCGGCUCGGCCCCCCAUUCUGGGAGAGGGCGGUCAGCCCCUUGGGCCUGGGGAUGAGUUGGGCUCAGGCCAGAGCCUUCGUAUGGGCUGCAGGAACUGCUCCUGUGUGCAUGGGAGGCUGUCUUGCUCCAUGGGGGACUGCUCCAAGGCUAGUGAUCACUUCGGUCCUUGGGGGCCAUGGGGCCCAUGCUCCCGCUCUUGUGGUGGGCUGGGCACCCAAACCCGCAGCCGCCAGUGUGCGCGGCCCUCCCCGGCUCCAGGCAGCCAGGGCUGCGGAGGGCCCCUCCAGGACCUCAAGUACUGCCCCAGCCCGGACUGCCCAGGGGCUGGAGGGUCCACAGUGAAGCCAGUGACAAGUCUUCCAGGUGGCUGGGGCCCGUGGUCCCCAUGGUCCCCUUGCUCUCACACCUGCACAGACCCCACCCACCCUGCUUGGCGCAGCCGCACUCGCCUCUGCCUGGCAAACUGCACCAGCGGGGACCCUUCCCAGAAGCGCCCUUGCAACCUGCCCUCCUGCACAGAGCUGCCCCUGUGCCCCAGCCCUGGAUGUGUGGCUGGAAACUGUUCCUGGACCGCCUGGGCCCCAUGGGAACCUUGCUCCCGAAGCUGCGGAGUGGGCCAGCAGCAACGCCUGCGGGCCUACCGUCCCCCAGGGCCCGGCGGGCACUGGUGCCCCGACAUCCUCACCGCUUACCAGGAGCGCCGCUUCUGCAACCUGCGGGCUUGCCCGGUGCCUGGAGGCUGGUCACGCUGGAGUCCCUGGUCCUGGUGUGACCGGAGCUGCGGAGGGGGCCGAUCCCUAAGGAGCCGCAGCUGCUCCAGCCCCCCACCCAAGAAUGGGGGUGCCCCCUGUGUUGGGGAGAGGCACCACACUCGGCUCUGCAAUUCCUUGCCCUGUGAGGAGGGCUGCCCAGCAGGCAUGAAGAUGGUCAGCUGUGCUAACCGCUGCCCCCGCCGCUGCUCAGACCUCCAGGAGGGGCUCGCGUGUCAGGACGGCCAGACCUGCCAGCCGGGCUGCCGCUGCUCUGACGGCUUGUUGGAGCAGGACGGUGGCUGCGUGCCAAUUGGGCACUGUGAAUGUACAGAUGCCCGGGGCCAGAGCUGGGCCCCGGGCAGCCGGCACCAGGAGGCCUGCGGCACGUGCACCUGCCACGCUGGGCGGCUCUCCUGCACGGCUCAGCCCUGCCCGCCACCUGCGCACUGCUCCUGGAGCCGCUGGUCAGCCUGGAGUCCCUGCAGCCGCUCCUGUGGGCCUGAGGGGCAGCAGAGCCGCUUCCGGUCCUCCACAUCGGGCUCAUGGGCCCCGGAGUGUCGGGAGGAGCAGUCCGAGAGCCAGCCCUGCCCUCAGCCCCCGUGCCCACCCCUGUGCCUGCAGGGUGCCCGUCUCCACACCCUGGGGGACAGCUGGCUGCAGGGCGAAUGCCGACAGUGCUCCUGUACCCCGGAGGGCAUCAUAUGUGAAGACGUGGAGUGUGCAGUACCCGGGGCCUGGACGCUCUGGUCCCCCUGGUCUGAAUGUCCUGUCUCCUGUGGAGGUGGAAACCAGGUUCGUACCCGGGUCUGCAUGGGCUCGGCCCCCAGCCACAGGGGGACCCCCUGCGUGGGCCCUGACACGCAGACGCAGCACUGUGGACGGCAGCCUUGCCUGGGGCUGCUGGGGGCUUGCUCCUGGGGCCCGUGGGGGCCCUGUUCCCGCAGCUGCGGCCCAGGCCUGGCCUCCCGCUCUGGGUCCUGCCCCUGCCCACUGGCCGAAGCUGACCACACUUGCAAUGGCACAUUCCUCCACCUGGACACCCAGGCCUGCUACCCGGGGCCCUGCCUGGAGGAGUGCGUCUGGAGCAGCUGGAGCAGCUGGACACGGUGCUCUUGCCAGGUGCUGGUCCAGCAGCGCUACCGGCACCAGGGCCCGGCGCCUGGAGUGGGCCGGGCCGGGGAGGGCUCUGCCUGCACUCGACUGGAUGGCCACUUCCGGCCCUGCCCCACUGCCAACUGCUCAGGAGACAGCUGCACCCCUCCCUUUGAGUUCCAGGCCUGUGGCUCCCCCUGUGCCGGGCUCUGCACCACACACCUGAGCCAUCGGCUCUGCCAGGACCUGCCGCCCUGCCAGCCCGGCUGCUACUGCCCUGAGGGGCUGUUGGAGCAGGCCGGGGGCUGCAUUCCCCCAGAGCAGUGUAGCUGCCUGCACCUCACAGGGGAAGGAGCCAGGCUGACCCUGGCCCCCGGGGAACGCCUGCGCCUGGGCUGCAAGGAGUGUGAGUGCCAGCGUGGGGAGCUGCAGUGCACCAGCCAGGGCUGUCACGGUCUUCUGCCUCUGAGUGGGUGGUCCGAGUGGUCACCCUGUGGGCCCUGCCUGUCUGCUGGCAUGCUAGCCCCUGCCUCCAGGACUGCCCUAGAGGAGCGCUGGUCUCAGCACCCAGCUGGCCCCUCCCCGACCUUGGCCCCCUGGCUGGCUUCGGAGCAGCACCGCCAUCGCCUGUGUCUGGACCCUGAGACAGGGAGGCCAUGGGCUGGGGACCCAGAGCUCUGCACCACACCACUUAGCCAGCAACGCCUCUGCCCGGACCCUAGGGCCUGCCAUGACUUAUGCCAGUGGAGUCCUUGGGGGCCCUGGAGUGCCUGCCAGGUACCCUGCAGUGGGGGAUUCCGACUGCGCUGGAGAGAGGCAGGGGGCCCCCCUGGAGGGGGCUGCCGGGGGCCAUGGGCUCAGACUGAGAGCUGCAACGUGGGGCCCUGCCCAGGGGAGAGCUGCGAAGCCCGGGACACUGUGCCCACCCUUGACUGUGCCAACCGGUGUCCCAGAAGCUGUGCUGACCUCUGGGACCGCGUGCAGUGUCUGCAGGGACCGUGCCGCCCAGGCUGCCGCUGCCCCCCUGGCCAGCUGAUCCAGGAUGGGCUCUGCGUGCCCAUCUCCUCCUGCCGCUGUGGCCUUCCCAGCCCCAAUGCCUCAUGGGUGGUGGCCCCCGGCGAGGUGGCACAGCUGGGCUGCAAAAACUGCACCUGUCUCAAUGGGUCCCUGAUGUGCCCACACCGUGAGUGCCCAGUCCUUGGGCCAUGGUCAUCCUGGAGCAGCUGCUCUGCUCCCUGCGGUGGGGGCACCAUGGAGCGGCAUCGGAGCUGUGAGGAGGGACCUGCGGGGGGGCCAUGCGAGGCCCAGGACACAGAGCAAAGGCGGGGAUGUAACCUGCAGCCCUGCCCUGACUGCCCACCUGGCCAGGUGCUCAGAGCCUGUGCCACCACAUGCCCCCGCCUCUGCUCGCAUCUGCAGCCUGGUGCCCCCUGCGUGCAGGAACCCUGCCAGCUGGGCUGCGGCUGCCCUGGACAGCAGCUGUUGCACAAUGGCACAUGUGUGCCGCCCGCUGCGUGCCCCUGCGCCCAGAUCUCUCUGCCGUGGGGCCUGACCUUGCCCCUUGAGGAGCAGGCCCGGGAGCUUCCCCCAGGGACUGUGCUGGCCUGGAACUGUACCCGCUGUAUCUGCCGAGAUGGAGCCUUCAACUGCUCUCCAGCUGACUGUCACGAGUGCCCCUCUGGAGAAAUGUGGCAGCAGGUGCCUCCUGGGGAGCUGGGGCCAUGUGAGCGGACGUGCCCGGAGCCCAACGCCACAGAGACUUGGGGCACCUGCCGCAUGGGGCAGGCCCCGGGGUGUGUGUGCCGGCAUGGGCACUUGCGCAGCCAUGUGGGCCACUGCGUGCCCCUGGACCGCUGCGAGUGCUGGCGCCAUGGGCAUCCCCACUCGCCUGGAUCCGAAUGGCAGGAAGCCUGUGAGAGCUGUCGCUGCCUCCACGGGAGGAGUGUCUGCACCCAGCACUGUCCCCCCCUCACCUGUGCCCAGGGUGAGGUGACUGUGCAGGAACCAGGAAGCUGCUGUCCCACUUGCCGCCAAGAGACUCUGGAAGAGCAGUCAGCCUCCUGCCGGCAUCUCACCGAGCUGCGCAACCUCACCAAGGGCCCCUGCCACCUGGACCAGGUAGAAGUGAGCUACUGCAGUGGACACUGCCCGUCCAGCACCAACGUCAUGCCUGAGGAGCCGUACCUGCAGAGCCAGUGCGGAUGCUGCAGCUACAGCCUCGACCCCGAGAGCCCCGUGCGGGUCCUGACCCUGCGCUGUCCCGGCGGCCGCACGGAGCCCGUGGUGCUGCCCGCCAUCCGCAGCUGCCAGUGCAGCGCCUGCCUCGGAGGGGAUUUCUCAAAGCACUGAGGGCUCCGCUGUUAGAGGCUGCCUCCGCCCUUCAUGCCAUCACAGGACUCAGAGGCACUGAACCCAUCCUCCUCUGUACUGACCCUCCCACUCCUUGCCCUGGUACCAGCAACUUCCAAAUAAAGUGUCA
Molecule: messenger RNA, 15643 nt
Organism: Lutra lutra (Eurasian river otter)
Lineage: Eukaryota; Metazoa; Chordata; Mammalia; Carnivora; Mustelidae
Product: SCO-spondin-like
Exons: 103
Coding region: 133-15513 (5126 amino acids)
Cellular component (GO): extracellular matrix
Molecular function (GO): protein binding
Source: RefSeq, a predicted model, not a curated record